GUCUGAUUUAGGACGCCACUCGGCGAGGGGGGGCUGGCUGCUCGGAGCAUCUAACAGGACAUGGAGGGAGCGGGCAGAGUCGAGCUGCAGAUAGUUUGGGGAACUUCAACUUAACCACGUUCUUACCAGAGAAGCCGUCCUGUGCAGCAAAAUGUUGAAAAAGAGAGAAAAAAGAAGCGGACUUUCUGUGCUGGGAUCCUUUUAGGAUGGCGAUGGUGUACGGCGGACAAGACACUCAAGUGUGAUCCAUACAAAAGAGUGUGGGGGGGGCUUCAUGGCCUCAACAAGCGACGACCCCCACUUGGGCCCCGGCCCAUCUGAGUAUUCAGAGAUCACUCCGGAUUCAGACUCCUUAAGUCUACUUUCUGACGACUCGGUGCUUCCCAACUUUGAGAGGGACGAGUACAAGUACGCAGAGCCACCUGGAACGCUGUAUGAGGCGUGCGCUCGGAAUGAUCCCACAUCCCUGGAGAGGAUCUUGGAGAGAGGCGUUACCAAGGAAGAGGCCAUGGAACUGGACAUUAACAGCAGGAAUGGACUAAUGGUAGCAGUGUGCAAAGGAUUUGUGGACAUCGUGGCCCUGCUUCACGUGUGCCCCCUAAUAGACAUAAACCACCAAGACAGCGACGGCAACACGGCCCUCAUGAUCGCCGCCCAGGCCGGCUUCUCUACCAUCCUAAACUACAUCCUCAACUACUACUCUGGCGUGGACACCGAGGUCAGGGACCCCCGUGGCUUCACCGCCCUUAUCAAAGCUGGCCUGCAGGGCAGAGAGGACUGUGUCUCCGCGCUGCUAAUGCAUGGCGCAGACAUGAACGCAACCGACUAUGUCCAGGGGCGUGGCCUGAAGGAUUGGAUCUUGAGAACCGGAAGAUUUGAGACCAUGAACAGAAUCCGCCGACUGCAGGCCCUUCCUGUCGCUGAACAGUUUUGCGAGAACUACGCUCCCGAGUGGCCUGAGCUCAGGCAGAUGGUGGCCAACGCCACCGCCGCCAAAACCACCGGUCAGAAACUGAGGCAGCGCUUGAAGGACAGCUUCAGUUUCAGCUUCCCUCAAGACCCCCAGGACAAUGGAGUCAUGGACCACAUGGUGCGCAUGACCACGAGCAUCCACAGCCCGCUCAUCGCCACCGGGUGCCGUCCGCUGUGCCCCAGUAGCCCACCCGAAAUGGGCAAACGCCGCUUUGCUGUUCCUGAAUUACUGGACAUGCACAGCAGCAAAGAUCUGGAGGAGGGAACCGAGUCACACAGCAACGGCUCCAUCACCUCCUCCUCUCCCACCGCCGCAUCCGCUGCCUCCGUAUCCCUGACCUCCUGCUGUCAACAUUCCCAAUGCAGGGACAGCAUGGCGCCGGGCGGGAUGAGAGCGUUCAUCCCUCGCAGCGUGGCUCGCAGAAACAGCAUCUUCCCGUCUGGUUGCGUACCGAAAAUUGAAGUGACCAGAUCGGGCGAGCCGACGCCAAAGAAGGAGAAGAAGAAGAAAAGGCAGAAGGGCUACCUGGAGCCUCCUGUGUGGAAAUACAAGGAGGCCAAGGAGGAGAAAAAGCAAGAAAAGAAACGACAAGAAAGAAUGUCCAAUGGGUCCAAACCAAACAAAUCAACAUAAUACCAAAAAAUGACAUUUCCUUCAUUGACUGUGGUCAGGUGACCUAAAAGCUGCUAGGGCAGGGGUCAGCAACCUGCGGCUCCAGAGCCGCAUGUGGCUCUUCGGCUUUUUUGUUGUGGCUCCCUUUGCUAUUCUCAAAUAUUUUUUUAGGGGGAAAUGCACAUCUUGAAAAAAUCCAACUUUUUGUGAGACCAUGAAUGCAUCCUGGCUCAGUUCUGGUGAUUGAAUGAGCAGACAGGAUGCUAUUCUGUUCUCUUUCACACAGGUAAACAUGAAGGAAAUUUUUUUUGACAUUUCUAAAAAAUAAAUUUGAGAUCAAAAAUGGGAACUUUGCGGCAAUGUAAACAAAUCAUGUAAUUUUACAGUAAUUUACACAUACAUUUAUGUAAGUUUAUCUCCAGUACUAGCAAGAGUACUUAAUCAUCUCGUCUUUUUUUAUAUGAACUACUUUGACACCCCAAAAUUUUCCCCCCAAAUUUUUAUAAUCGGCUCAGAAUGUGAGCUCAUCACAGCCGUUAGCUAGCUAGCUAAAAGAAACCAAGAUGAUAACCAUGCUAACUCAACAAGUUGGCAUCCGUUACAUAUGCAUUUCUAUUUGUUGUUGUUGUUGUUUUAAACCUGGGUUUAGCGGCGCUAAUGGGCAAGGGGGUAAAAUGGCUCUUUUCAUAAUAAAGGUUGCCGACCCCUGUGCUAGGGCGAAUACGCAAUAUUGACUCAACUCAGGUCCGAUUCCGUUUGCUUUUACUCAUUUUUGUAACGUAGUCGGAUGCAGACUUAUUUAACAUAGUUACAGUGGUGUGAAAAAGUGUUUGCCUCCUUCCUGAUUGGUCAAUGACAACACAACCGAACACAAAAUGCAGUUUUUUUUUACAUGAAACUUUGUAUUAUUCAGGCAGGAAACAAAACAACGAGUUUGUGGCCGUUUGUUUCCGUUUGCGGUCACCAACAAUGUUUGCGGUGGUUCCGUUUAUCACUAGCAAAGUACUUCAGGUCCUGAAGCAGCAAAACAGGCUCGGACCAUCAUACUACCACCACCGUAUUUUACUGGUGUGAUGUUGUUUUUUUCUGAAAUACAGCUUUGCUUUUAUGCCAGAUGUAAUGGGACACACAGAUCAUGUUAUAAAGCACAUAUAAACCAAGUUUCAUCGUAAGACUCCAUUUUGUGUUCAGUAGUGUUGUCAUUGUCUAAUGUUUAAUUAAGUACAAAAUAAGACAUCAGUAAGGGAGCAAACGCCACAUCCUGUCCAUCGGGAACAAAAGUAAUGUGUCAUGAAGGUAAAGCCAUAUGAUAGACUUGUGUACCUGCUUGUUAAAAUCCAAAGUUUUACGUCGCCGUAGCACGUCUGUAGCACGUCUGUAGCACGUCUGUGAUGGCGCCACAUUAAACCAAAUGACUUUUCACAGUCAACAGGAAGUGGAUUCAUUUUGCACAGCCAUGUGACACCUGAGUUUGGGCACUUUUAUUGGUUUUACUUCUGCAAAACAUCACAUGCUGGCGUACAAUUUAGGAGUUUUGACUAUCUCUAUAGAGCUAAUAUAAUUAGCUUUGUAUAAAAGUACGAAGACAUACUUUGGUGGAUUAUUAAUAAUAGUGUUCCGUAUCUUACCAACAUAUUACAUGCUUAUAACUUAGUGAAAACUAAGUAAGGUCCAGAUAAUGUUUCUUCCUAUAGCUAAAAAUAAUAUUGCUGUAUUAAAUGUAAAUAUUUUCAUAGCUAGAGCAUAAAAUUUUUUUUUUACGACCUUCUAACUAGUGAUAUUCACAUUAGAGCCCUCUAGACAUGAAAUAACACCCCUACAGUCACUUUUACACGAGUAUUACCCAAUAUAGUACACAUAAAAAAGCAAAUACAGUAAGCCAGUUAAAACAUAAGACAUAACAUAGUCAAACAUUAGCGUUACGAGAGUCGUACUAUACUUGUACUUCCCGAGGUAUGUAUUGUUUGUUGAUGCCCAGUGUAUGUGUACAUGUUAUCAAAGUAUGAUACCACAUUUUUAUGCGUGAAAAUGCUUAAUUUGGCAAGCAAAAAGGUCAAGUUUGCUUAAAUAUGUAUUUUUUGAUUAAUAAUAGGAUGUUUUGUCAACAGUGAAACGCUGAUUUAUUCAUAUAUUUUGAAAAGCAGCUAAAGUGGCGAGGGACGACUGGGGCCGAAACAUUUCACUCUUUUAUGACGUGAAAAAAAAUAUGUAGCACUUUCUUGAUGUUCCUCUGAUCCGACACGUAACUUUGAUUCCUCAGUGAUGAUAACAAACUUGAGGAACAAACAAUGCACGUUCUAUGGUGGCAUGCCAUAGCUCCUCAUCCCUGAACUUCUCUAAUCCUUUAAUCGGAUUGGCAGGCUCGUUACGUAACAAUUAACUUUUUAGCGUUUGGCUGAUUGUGUUUUGUUCAUGUACUUUAAAUUCCCAUCUGCAGCCAAAGCUGGAAAAACACAAACGAUGUUGUUGUUUAUUUGACCGCUCGUUACGUCACGUUACAUGAUUUUCACUUUUGGGUCUCACUUCCUGGCUGACUUGAGGUCAGCUCUGUAUUAAAUAUAUCCAGGGUGCGGGGAAGGAGCACAUAAGUAAGCCGCCACUCCAGCCAAGACGGACACAAUUAGACCUGAGACAGUAACUUGAUACUUGUGGCUAAAGCUAGGAGUACACGGCCACCAAAACAGUACUAUAGUAAUACCACAAACUCAUCCACACCAAUGAAUGGCGAGGGGGGGCGGGCAAAUAGACAAUAUGACUGCAGCCAUGAAGCAAAGUGACGAAGAAGAGAGGAGGGAUUUUACAUGAAAAAUAACGUCAACCUCACAGCUAGGACACCCGAGUUCGAAUGAAUGAAUGACUUCUCCUAUUUUGUGUGGAAGUGGUAUCUUUUUGGCUUUUUAUUUUGUCUUUCCCAACCCUCUGCCAUCUCUGUGUGGAGUUUCCAUGUUCUCCCCGUGCAUGCGUGGCUUUUCUCCGGGUACUCCGGUUUCCUCCCACAUUCCAAAAACAUGCUAGGUUAAUUAGCCACUCCAAAUUGUCCAUAGGUAUGAAUG
This is a messenger RNA of Doryrhamphus excisus (bluestripe pipefish), 4638 nucleotides long. Lineage: Eukaryota; Metazoa; Chordata; Actinopteri; Syngnathiformes; Syngnathidae. The record is from RefSeq and is a predicted model, not a curated record.